Messenger RNA from Sorex fumeus (smoky shrew), 1418 nucleotides. RefSeq names its product OTU deubiquitinase 3 (gene OTUD3). The coding region runs from base 85 to 1284 and encodes 399 amino acids. The record is from RefSeq and is a predicted model, not a curated record. The transcript is spliced from 8 exons. Gene Ontology annotation, biological process: protein deubiquitination. Gene Ontology annotation, molecular function: cysteine-type deubiquitinase activity. Lineage: Eukaryota; Metazoa; Chordata; Mammalia; Eulipotyphla; Soricidae.
CGCUUGCCUGUUUCCCCCGCAGAGGCGGCCGCCCGGCGCGCUGCGGCGUUGGGGGCUGCGGCUGCGGGCCGGGGCGCGGGGACCAUGUCCCGGAAGCAGGCGGCCAAGGGCCGGCCGGGCAGCGGCCGCGGGAAGGCCGAGAGCGAGCGCAAGCGGGACGAGCGGGCGGCGCGCCGGGCCCUGGCCAAGGAGCGGCGGAACCGAGCCGAGCCCGGCGGCGGCGGCGGCGGCGGCGAGGAGGAGUUCGUCAGCUUCGCCAACCAGCUGCAGGCCCUGGGGCUGAAGCUGCGGGAGGUGCCGGGGGACGGCAAUUGCCUGUUCAGAGCUCUUGGUGAUCAGUUGGAGGGACACUCACGAAAUCAUCUCAAGCACCGACAAGAGACAGUGGACUACAUGAUAAAGCAGCGGGAAGAUUUUGAACCCUUUGUAGAAGAUGACAUUCCUUUUGAAAAGCAUGUGGCCAGUUUGGCAAAGCCGGGUACAUUUGCUGGCAAUGAUGCAAUUGUAGCCUUUGCAAGAAAUCAUCAGUUGAAUGUGGUGAUUCAUCAACUAAAUGCCCCUUUAUGGCAGAUCCGCGGUACAGAGAAAAGCUAUGGGCGGGAGUUACACAUUGCCUAUCGGUACGGAGAGCACUAUGACAGCGUCCGGAGGAUCAAUGACAACUCAGAAGCCCCGGCGCAUCUCCAGACCGACUUUCAGAUGCUUCAUCAGGAUGAAUCAAAUAAAAGAGAGAAGAUGAAGACAAAGAGCGUUGACUUUGAAGGUGAUCUGAGAGAUGAAGUAGGAGAUGCUGUUCAGAAAGUUUACAGUGCAACUGGAUGUUCAGAUUUUAAUUUGAUCGUCCAGAACUUGGAAGCUGAAAAUUAUAAUAUUGAAUCUGCAAUAAUUGCCAUGCAUCAGAUGAACCAGGGGAAAAGAAAUAGUGCAGAGGAGAAUGUGGAUCCCAGUGGCCGAGUGCUGAAGCAGUGCAAUCCCUUAUGGGAGGAGGGUGGCAGUGGCGCCAAACUCUUUGGAAAUCAGGCCUUAAGUGAAUGCCGGACUGAAAACAAUAAGGUGCGGACCAGCCCCAGUGAGGAAAACAAGGCAAACAAGAAUCAGCUCCAAAAGAUCACAAACAGACAGAAGAGAGAGCAGCAGCGACUGGAGAAGAAGAAACGCCAGGAGGAGCGGCAUCGCCACAAAGCUCUGGAGAGCAGGAGUAGCCCCCGGGACAACAACAGGAGUGAAGCCGACGUGAACACGCAGGUCACCUUGGUGAAGACCUUUGCUGCUCUCAACAUCUGACUCUGGCCCCCUGGGAGUUGAGAGAAAUGAAUGAACAAUGGGGAGCUGCGUACAGAGGCCACUGUUUCCAGUGAGGCCACCCUUUGCAGAUGAAACACAACCCUCAGAACCUACACACACAUACACACACACAC